This is a messenger RNA of Chiloscyllium plagiosum (whitespotted bambooshark), 2813 nucleotides long. Its product is annotated as Golgi-associated kinase 1A-like. NCBI's taxonomy places the organism in Eukaryota, Metazoa, Chordata, Chondrichthyes, Orectolobiformes, Hemiscylliidae. The record is from RefSeq and is a predicted model, not a curated record. Gene Ontology annotation, cellular component: Golgi apparatus.
UUCACUUGGAGUAAGUUCUAACUAUCAAUGAAGAAGCCUUUUUUUAAUUAGGAGCCUCAAGUUCAAACAUGUUGUUUUCUUCUAAUGAAUCCGUGCAGUUGGACAGUGUUCAAAUGUAUAAAAAGUAAGUACACCACUCCUUUCUUCCCAUCCCUUGAAACCGCCUCAGUUGCAGGGGUUUUCACAUACUUUGCAAGGCACACCACACUUCCUGAAGAAAUGGAAUGAUGCAUGGUAGAAACAUGAUUACGUGACUCAUUACUGGACAUUUCAAGCUCAGCAGUAGAGAGAUGACAACCAGAGUUCAUUACUCUCAGCAGACAGAGUGUAAACUCACUGUGGAAGCAAGAAUACGGAGCUCAAUCUAAAAGGCUGACGAAAAACUAACCCAUCAUAUUUUUUGCAGUUUUCAUCGUCGUCUGAACCCCUUGGUGAGAUGUUAACGGCAAGCAGCUCCCAACCAUUCAUUAUUCUAUAUAUAAAAACAUCUGAGCUCCUCAACUGGGUCACCGCCUUUAAGAACUCCCAAAUAUUCAUUACUGUACAUUGAAUGCAGGAGUUAAGUUUAACUAAUGAAGAGUGAAAUGCAGCAGCAGGCAAAAUUAUAGAAAGUCUUGACUCUUGAAGGCUUUUUUUUCGAGUGUACUGGAAGAGCUUCAGGCAAUUUAAGAAACUGCACCACUUUCUCUAUGCCUUUGGGUUACCUGAGAGUGACAAGAUGAGGCUGAAUAAAAAGAAAGUGCUUUUAUUUUUUAGCCUUCUUGGAUCUGUGUACCUUCUGCUAUAUACAAGACAAACCCUGGAUGUUCAUUCAGCAGCAAUGGACAGCAAAUCCUAUAUUCAGGGAACUGAGCAGCUUUAUACAAGAACAAGAGAGAACAAGGAAAGUGCUGUCCAUCCCAACGUUUUGCAAAGGCAGAGAAAACACAAACGGAAGGAUUUUUUUCUUCUGGACUCUGUUCAGAUUAUGGAGUCAAACCUUGAUCAAAAGGCCGCCAAAGCCAGGCCGGUCAGAAAGUCAAAAAGCAAAGAUGGUACAAAGUGGUUAGGAGAGGACAAUGAAAUAGUGGGUGCUCCACGAGAUGAUGUGGAGACGGACACCACUCAGAAAUCAGCCAAAAAGAAUAAUGUGACUUCCCCAAAGAAACAAGAGGCGAAGAAGGUGAAAGAAGCAAAGAAACCAGCCAAAACAUACUUGGAAUGUCCUCAGCUUGGCGGGUUGCACCCAAAGAAUUUCCUCAGGUGGCCAGCCUUGAAGAAACCCAUCACGUGGUUCAGUCAGAGGGACAAGAGACUGGUAAAGCUCCUGGCACAGGGCUUUGUUCAGAAGGUUGACCACUUCACCAGAGGGGAAGAGAUGGCCCGUGUUGUUCUGAGCAUUGACAGCUCUCAUCCUCUGGAGGGCAGCAGAGACCACUGUAGAGCAGGAGUUUGCGGUAUUGUGAAGGAGAUGACUGACCUGAGGGAAGUCGCUGCUUUUCACCUGGACAGGAUUCUGGGCCUCGGCAUCAGUCAGCCAGUGGUCACACGACGCCUGCAGUGCCCCCUGCUGCCAGCGAAAUACACUGACGGAUCUGCCAAGCCAGUCGUGUGGUGGGACCCACAAAUCUCUCUACCCCCAGGCACUAGCUUGCACCUGGACACUUACCUUUUCAACGUGGCGCAGUUCCCAAGCAUUUUCAGACAGUGCGGCGUACGGCAAGAUGAAAUAUGUUUCAGAGACAACAGCCCAGAACUCAAGAAGCUGAAAUUGUUGGACUAUUUCUUCCAGGACAUGGAGAUGAUUUUGACCAGCUUUGGCAAGGGCGGGGACAGACGUACAAUUAAUUUUAAUGAUUUAGAUUGGUUACCUCCGAACACCCUGAAGAUAAUUGCCUCACAGUGUCUGCCUGAGAUGCUCUUACGUUCAUUGCAUAAAGACCAAGAAUACUGGCAAAGUCAAGAACCAAGCUCCCUAUUGAAACUGGCGGACAAAGUUCAUAAAAGAGCGCAGGCUUUGUUAAAGUACAUCCAAGAACACCAGGCAAGACUUAAAAAGAGACUGAUCUGAAGUUCAACUAAAAGAUACAUGCCUGAGCCCUUGGUUAAAUAAUAGAUGCAGUAAAGUAGCAAUCUCACUGGUAAAUAGGAUUCAUUUUAUCUUCAUGGGAAAAAUCCAGCAAAUGCCACCAGCAUGAAAAAGUUUCAAUCAAUUCUCAGCAAAUUGAAUAAAGUGUUCCUGGGAGAGAUACUGGUUGACAGGCACAGAGUCAGAGCACGAAGCCUAAAGGUGGCUUUUGUCAUUAUUCUGGAGAGGCAGACAUGGCUGAGAUACUGUUCGACCUAAUCAUUCCCUUGAGUGGAUGAAUAGGAAGAUGCUCUAGUGUGAAGGAGAGAUUGGAAUGAGAAGAUUUUCACCAAUGGAAUAACCUCCUCAUUCACAUGAACCAGGGUAACAUGCAGGUCCUCUGACAUCACUGGGCUGGUUACCAGCUGAAGAAAAAAUACCUUGUAACUCCAAAUCUCUUAUCAAAACGGAAAAUAUUGUUGACUGAUAACAGUUGUUAUCACUUAUUUGUGAGUAAAGAUGAUGUGAAAUCUACCACAAUAAAGAUAUGCUGCUCAAUCUCCUUCCUCACAGAAUUCCAGCUCCCACAAUAUUCAAAUAUAAUUGUUUCUAUUAGUUUAAUGGUAGUUUAAAAUCCCAGUGAGGCAAAUCCCAGGGAAACUACCACAAAAUUAAAGGAGAUAGGAAGCAUAUUUCUGCUGAUGGGUGAGUUCAGAACCAGAGGACACAGUUUAAAAAUAAGGGGUAGGCCAUUUAGAACAGAGUU